GUGGUUAUACGACUAUUUCUCAUUUUGUUUUUUCUAAACGUAAAAUGUGACGAGGUAAAUAAAUUAAUUGUGAACGGUAUAAAAAGCUCAACUAAUCAAUACAGUGGUGAUAAAUUUCCCAUCAAAUAUUUAACAACUGAAAGCAUCGUACCAAAUAUAGAUGAUUUUAAGUUGUACAUACAAAGUUUAAGACGCACAGUUUUCUAUUUUAAUAAAACUCCUAAUACAACUGAUGGGAAUGUGGCCUUAGGGGCAUUUUUCGUAAAGUCUAUUUUAAAACGAACGCUUCAAGAUUAUGGCGCCAAAAUAACAAAACUAGAAUCGGAUAAAAUAAGGAAUAUAAUAAGCAAAUGUGAAAAUCUCGUUUCACAUUACAUUUAUAUUAAUUAUAAAUACGGUUGGGACGAUUUAGAGUUCAGAGUAUCCCGAAUGUUCAAAGAUGAUGGUGCACAAAUAUACUCUAUCCGUGGUUUCAACAAGGGUCGUUUGAAGAGAUGGCUUCAUAGUAAUUUUGAGAUGCAUGAAUACGUUGAAGAUAUGGAUACUAUUACGAUGCCCAGGGAGAAAUAUGUACAGAUCACGGAAACGGGUAAAGGAUAUCAUAUUGUGAUGAAAUCUUCAGAUGUAUGUUUAGCUCGGGUUAUAUUCGAGCCGGAACCAAUAGACGUCUCCGAAGUGAAGUCGUGUCGUUCGGACAAUUAUUGUUACAGAGGCAUCCACUCUACACCUUCGAUAUCAUAUCAUCUUACUCAUAGGCUUCUGAAUAUAAUGCUACGAAACCAGGCGCGUCGUUGCUACAUGACUAGUGUCGCUGAGGAUGAUUCCCUCAUGGACCAGCUCUGCGCCUUCAUGUACAGAGAGGCGGUAUAUUUGGCACGAAGAGGAUUCUUCGCCAGGGAUUUAUUUUUAGAACACUUAACGCUUUGCGGGAUGUUAGGCUACGAAGAAUUCCAUCGUCGUAAUUGGUACAAGAAGGUAAUAAGCUGGAUGGAUCAGAAGGGCUGUAUUAAAGAAUCUCGUAACUUCAACUACAAUAGUACAGCUCUAUUUAUCAAACGUAUUGGUGAAGGCAACAAGUUAGUCAAACAUGUUAGAAAGAAGUUCUACAGAGACCUUCUGGAUGAUUGUGAUACUCAUCCUAUGGCCCUUCUUAUGGUCGUACUUGCCCAUGGGAUUAGAUAUGCGGCGCAUCAUUUAUAAUAAUAAUAAUUGAAGAUAUUGCUGAAUGGAUGGAGAAAAAUUCGUAAGUUUUGUACUACUAUUUAUAAUAUAACUUCUACAAAAGUAGAUAGUUUAUUUAUUCUUUUGUUUUAAAACCUCUAGACGUAGAUAACUCAUGUAUUGAU
This is a messenger RNA of Papilio xuthus (Asian swallowtail), 1346 nucleotides long. Its product is annotated as UPF0764 protein C16orf89 homolog. Lineage: Eukaryota; Metazoa; Arthropoda; Insecta; Lepidoptera; Papilionidae. Bases 430 to 1200 code for a protein of 256 amino acids. The record is from RefSeq and is a predicted model, not a curated record. The transcript has 6 exons. Gene Ontology annotation, cellular component: membrane; cytosol.